Molecule: messenger RNA, 3409 nt
Organism: Paralichthys olivaceus (Japanese flounder)
Lineage: Eukaryota; Metazoa; Chordata; Actinopteri; Pleuronectiformes; Paralichthyidae
Gene: smg8
Product: SMG8 nonsense mediated mRNA decay factor
Biological process (GO): nuclear-transcribed mRNA catabolic process, nonsense-mediated decay
Source: RefSeq, a predicted model, not a curated record
CCCGGAAGUGGCUGCGUCGUUGUUUUUAUUCCCCGCGCUGUUUCCCAACAUGAGAGAGGCCAACAUGGCUGAUCCUGUGAGUAUCGGGGCUCUGCUCCAGUCUGAGCUCGUCGAGGACGCUUUGUACCGGGAGGAAGGCUUGUGUGUUGUCGGUAUUUUCGGCAAAAGCAACAUGCAGUCGGGGCCGCUGAAGGAGUCUCUGGUCAACACUCUGGCGGAUAAACACCUCUUUGCGCUGUUCGGCGGCCCGGAGGACGGCGGCACCGCGGACAGCCACAUCCAGGCUUUCUACAACCAGGAGAACCGGGUUCUGUACCUGAUGCUCUCCUCCGUCUGCGACAGCCGCCAGCUGCUGCGGGCCUGUCAGACUCUCAGUGCCGGCGCCGGCCACUCGGACGCCCAUGACUUCUGGAAAGGCCUGGACAGACAGCACUGCCUCCACCUGCUCUACAUGUUCUCCGUGUGCCACGUCCUCCUGCUCGUCCAUCCCAACCAGACCUUCGACGUGACCUACGACCGGUUCUUCCGAGCCCUGGACGCCCUGCGACAGAAGGUGCUGCCUCUGAUCAGAGCUGCCAUCAAAGACUGUCCGGUGUCCAAGGAGUGGAAGGUGAACUGUCGGCCCUGCCCUCCGCGCCUGCUCUUCGUCUUCCAGAUGAACGGCACCCUAAAGGUUUCUGCCAAUGGUUCAGAGUCUGGAGGAAAUCCAGACAAACCCAAAAAGCACUCUCCCCGGAGGAGGCUGCAGCAUGCUCUGGAGGACCAGAUUUAUCGCAUCUUCCGUAAAAGCAGAGUCCUGACCAACCAAAGUAGCAACUGUUUGUUCACCGUGCCCGCCAACCAAGCAUUUGUGUAUGUGAUACCAGCAACGGAUGAGGACCCCGUGGGAGCAUUGCUUUCUCAGCUGCGGUCAAACUGCACCUUGUGUGAGCAGGACUCCACCACGCUGGUGUCAGGGCCAAGGCGUUAUCAGCAGAUGCGACGUUCGGCUCGACAGUCCAGCUGCAGCACAGACUCAGGCAUUGCGCCGAUGGGCGGUCAGCUGCUGGACUGUAGCUUGAAGGAGUUCCUCUGGCAGCAUGUAGAGCUCGUGCUGACUAAGAAAGGCUUCGAUGACAGUGUCGGGCGCAACCCACAGCCUUCGCACUUUGAGCUGCCGACCUACUCCAAGUGGGUCCAGGUGGCCUCCAGACUCCACCAUGUCCUUAUUAGCACCACAGAAGAAGAAAUGGCUGAGCUAGCUACAAAAGUGCAAAGCCAGCUGAAGGUUUUGGAGGGUUUUCUUGAAGCUGACACAAAGUUUUCUGAGAACAGGUGUCAGAAAGCUCUGCCACUGGCUCACAGCGCUUACCAGUCCAACCUUCCCCAUAAUUACACCACUACAGUGCACAAAAACCAGUUGGCACAGGCUCUGCGUGUGUACAGCCAGCAUGCUCGUGGCGUGGCCUUUCAGCGCUACGCUCUGCAGCUUCACGAGGACUGCUACAAGUUCUGGAGCAACGGGCACCAGCUGUGUGAGGAGCGAAGCCUGACUGACCAGCACUGUGUUCACAAGUUCCACUUACUGCCUCAGCCAGGAGAGAAGCCGGAUAUGGAUCGCAACCCACCCAUACUGAACCACAACAGCAGGGGGCGCUCCACAAGCUCCUGCAACUGUGGCAGGAAGCAGGCUCCUCGUGAGGAUCCAUUUGACGUCCAGGCUGCCAAUUAUGACUUCUACCAGAUGCUGGAGGAGAAAUGCUGUGGGAAGCUGGAGAGGAUCGAGUUUCCAGUUUUCCAGCCCAGCACUCCUGACCCAGCCCCCGCCUCAAACCAGGCUCCGCGACCCCAAUCUGAGGCCUCGGGGUCUGGUGAGGCUGAGAGGCUGAAGGAGCCGAGCACUGCACAGAGUCACACGCCCGGAGACACCAGCCUCAGCCUGGCCCUCAGUCUCGGCCAGUCCACGGACAGUCUGGGCACCUAUGGUGACGGAGAUGGAACCGAAACCCAAGUUCAGCAGAAGAGGCCGAGCCUGGUAGAUCGACAGCCCUCCACUGUGGAGUACCUCCCUGGUAUGAUGCACUCGGGCUGCUCGAAGGGUCUGCUACCUAAGUUCUCCAGCUGGUCACUGGUCAAACUGGGAACAGCAAAGUCCUACAACUGCCACACUGGUCUGGAACAGCCAGGCUUCCUCCCCGGCUCCUCCUUCCUCUUGCCAUGGGACUUGGUCAUUCGCUCCCGGUCGGAGGAGGAUACAGGACUGACUGAGCCUUUGGAUGGAGGCACCUCUUCGUGGCCAGCCCCUAACAAGACCCUGGUGGGAAAGCGAGGGAGCACUGGAGGGCUGGGUAGGAGUCGCAGGAGGGAUGACAUGGCUCGAGCAUUCGUGGGGUUUGAGUAUGAGGACAGCAGGGGAAGACGCUUCAUUAGCUCCGGGCCUGAUAAAAUAGUGAAGGUGCUGGGGCCAGGGGGUGCCAAGGAUCCCGCUACCAGGGUGCUUAACACAGACAUGCCGUUGUACAUCCCUUCACCUUCCCAGGGCCGCGGCCUGAAGCCUCACUACGCCCAGCUGGCUCGCCUUUUUAUUGUUGUGCCUGAUGCUCCGCUGGAGGUUACACUCAACCCACAGGUACAGCCUGGUCUCCCUCCCUGCCCAGUUUUCCAUCCAGAGCAGACAGAGUUAGUGUUGCCCGCCGAUGGUCUUUGGGUGCUGCGCUUCCCUUAUUCCUACGCAACCGAUCACGGUCCCUGCUACCCACCCAAAGAAAACCAACCUCUCAACAACUACAAGGUGCUACGAGGCAUCCUAAAGGCCACCACUGCUAACCCGCCACCACAGUAACCUGAAGGACUUCACCUUUCUGGACCCCGUCUUCAUGAAUUUACAGCUGCUUACACAGGUUAAGACAUUUUAAUUGUAUCGUCUCCCUGCUCAUGGCAGGGUCAGUUCGUGACACCACCUAGUGAGAUCUUCUGUUUUUCUCCAUCAUUAGAUAAACAUCUCCCCAAGGGUCUCGUAAACUAAUUCCUGUAUUCUCAUUAAAGGGGCUGUGGACGUUUACAGCCUCCACAGAUUUAUAUUGAUUUUGAGAACCUCAUGACCAACAGUUUUACUGAACUCUUGGCACCUAUAUGACCAUGUUAUAAUUGUGAUUCUCUCAUUUGGGGCAGCUCAAUCCCCAGUGUUUGUAAACCAGCCCGGGUUUGUAUCUUGUGUCGCAGAACUUUUCGUCUGAUGAGCAAAGGUCAGCAGCAGAAAACUGAGAAGCCAUUAAGGCUGAGGCUGAAGUGCUUUCUGCUUCACGUGCAGUAUCUGAAUAGUUCCACAACGCAUCUCAAAAACUGUUAUUGAUAAGUAUUUAGAGCGUUGGAAACUGGAGUGGAACAUGUCGGUUUAUUUUUUUGUAAAUAAAAAUUAACUGGAGGUCAA